AUGAGGAACACGAAAGAAUGGGCCAGGCUUUGUUAUGACACAACAGCCUUGAUACUUAACAGAAGACCUAUAAGUCUCAUUCCAUUUAUAGGAAGAAUUGUAACAACAAGCGAUGAAGAACGUGGGUUUGAAUUGCUUGAUACAGUGACAGAUGGUUGUGGAGUAAAAUCCGACAUACUGGGUCGUUUCGAACUGAGCGGCAUCGUGCCCGCACCCCGUGGCAUUCCAAAGAUCGACGUCACUUUCGACAUGGACUCCAACGGGAUUCUGCACGUUACCGCCAAGGACACGGCUAGCGGUCGUAGCAACAACAUCCGCACCACCAACGACACGGGUCGCUUGUCGAAAGAGGAGAUCGAUCACAUGCUGUCCGACGCGGAACGCUACUGUGAACAAGACCAGGAAUAGCGCGAGAAGGUCGUUGCGCGCAAUCAGCUGGAGAGCUACGUGUUUACGGUCAAGCAAGCGGUGCAGGAUUGCGGCGACAAGCUCAACCAGAAGGACAAGAACAGCGUUCUUAGCUUGUGCGAAGACAUCAUUCGCUGGCUGGACAACAACUCCCUAGCCGAAAAAGACGAAUUUAAGCACAAGCUCAAAGAACUUCAGCGCCAAUGCUCGCCCAUCAUGACCAAGAUCCACACGGGAGGCAGCGCGGCCGGGCCACAGAACUGGGGCAAUUAG
Messenger RNA from Copidosoma floridanum, 681 nucleotides. RefSeq names its product heat shock 70 kDa protein. The record is from RefSeq and is a predicted model, not a curated record. NCBI's taxonomy places the organism in Eukaryota, Metazoa, Arthropoda, Insecta, Hymenoptera, Encyrtidae.